This is a messenger RNA of Cucurbita maxima (winter squash), 1254 nucleotides long. RefSeq lists its product as uncharacterized. NCBI's taxonomy places the organism in Eukaryota, Viridiplantae, Streptophyta, Magnoliopsida, Cucurbitales, Cucurbitaceae. The record is from RefSeq and is a predicted model, not a curated record. The transcript has 3 exons. The coding region runs from base 755 to 1087 and encodes 110 amino acids.
UAUAGUGGUAAGUACACUGAGUAAUAUCAGAUCACUACAAACUCAAAUUCAGUCAAAUUGAUGUAAUAAAUGGUUGCUCAUCCUUCAAAUCACGAUCAAGGCUUUGAAGGGACUAUAUUCUUUCACAACACAAGGAAGUUGAGGAUUGGAAACAUGAACUUGAAGGAUUGUCACAGCGCAAAUCACUCCCAUCCCAUUUCUCCGCGUGUAUGUUGAAUAUGGAGACAACGUGGGCAACGACUAGACACUAAAAACUUAUCCAUCCCCAGGCUCACCUUUGAAAUGGGUUUCCAAUUUCUCUCAAUGUUGUUGUGACCAUUCAUUUUGAAGGCAGCUGAUCUUAAAUAAUGGGAUCAAUCAACCAUCAAUGCGUAGCUGUAAUUUGAAUGCCACUUGGGAGACAGUAUAUGAACUUAAAGAGGGUGUUAAAUUAUUGGGGCCAAAGGGGUGGAGAGAUUUGCGUUGUUCCUUUUUUAUCUCUUUCAUUUGGAUCGGGUGUACCCAUCAUUUGGAUUGCUUCUCCUGUUUCCGCCCUUCACUCGGAUAUCUGUGGAUAAUAUAAUAUGGUCUUCUCGCCUCUUACUUAUUCUCUUGUCAUAAAAAGCUCACAAAUAUCAUCUACUCCUCUUUGGCGCUUGUGAAGCUUUCGCUCCUUUCUCAUCUCCUAUUCUCUCUGGAUUCAACAUCAUCUCCCUUGAAUGUACUUAUAUUCUAUUGGUUUUGUCCAAUUCCUAUACAGAGAUUUAAAGGUAUUAUGUACCCUUACAGCCACCAGUUUCUUCCCUGUUUUCAUUGCCACCCCCAGGCCUAUAUCCGGAUGGUCCAACACCUGAUAGAGAGAUGCUUGCUGCUUCAUAUGAGUCGAGAUGAGUGCGUGAAGGCAUUGGCGCACCAUGCAAACAUUCGCCCUCUCAUAACACAUACAGUGUGGAAAGAGCUUCAGAAAGAGAACCCCGAAUUCUUCCGGGCAUAUUUCCGCACUAUUUCUCGCCAUCCAUUCCUCAGUAUGUUCCUUCCCUUCCUACCUCCAAAAAAUUAUUCAAAAAAUCUUUCCUUAAACUCCUCAGUCUGGCAUAUAACAUCAUGAGAACCUCUAAUAACCAAAAUAGGCAUAUGUUUUGUUCUUAAAACAUUCCACUUUUUAUGCUAUCAUUAACAACUGUUAGUGUAAAGUAAGAGAACAGGUUUAAACCUACUUCUUUGAUCAUUGAAUAAAUACUGGAUGAGUUUAAGUGAUCCCAAAUUUGGACCCAU